AUGCGAGUAUCUGCCGUUACAUAUGUACGAGCUCGGUCAUUUUUGUCAUCGUUAUUUGGGAAGUCCAAAUCAACGUCUGAAGGAGAUGCAACAAAGCUGACCAAGCAACAGCAGGAAAAAUUGUUGACUAUUCUUCCGGGCUUGAGAACCGAUGCUCCAAAAUCCAAACGCGAAGAAGAAGUUGGAAGUUACGAAGCUGCUGACAUUUUGGAUUAUCAACUUGAUAUGGACUCAAUCCGAGCCCGAGGUUUAUUGAAGUAUCGCUACAAUUACGAACCUUCUGUUAACGUCAGAGAUACAGUUCUGAAAACGGCUAGAGAGAUUUUCCCGGCGAAAGACGAGGGUCCUUCUGACAUUCCUCAAAUUCAGUUAACCGAUAACACCCUUAAAGCGAAAAUAAUAACAACACUCUCGGAAAAAAUGAGACAUUGUCCCACAAACGCUCGCCUCAUGCAUAUCAAAUCUGUGCAGGACUUAAUUGAUUUCUAUGAGGAACCAGUAAAAAAUAUAACCGAAUACACUAAACUUGCUAGACAGGAAUCGAAGCCAAUCAAUAUUUACAUGUUGGAAAACGCAAGAAGAUUCCAUCCAGAAGAUAUAGAUGCUUGGCAUGGAGGAAUCACCGCUUUCCCCGGAAGUGGUGGAAAAGUAAUAAGUCUGCGCAAUAAACGCCUACUUCGUCAGUUCCAACCGAAAGCGGAUUGGUAUGACUAUGAAGAUCAGACGUUCGACUACAACCGCCCAGACAAAGACAUGCCAUGGGAUAGUGAGAUUGCACGGAGGAUGGAUAGGUAUCCAGAAAAACGAUUUGAUCUUAAGAGCAGGCAGUUCAUCAGAUCGAAAUAA
Necator americanus (New World hookworm) is the source of this 846-nucleotide messenger RNA. RefSeq lists its product as uncharacterized. The transcript has 8 exons. Lineage: Eukaryota; Metazoa; Nematoda; Chromadorea; Rhabditida; Ancylostomatidae. The coding region runs from base 1 to 846 and encodes 281 amino acids. Gene Ontology annotation, cellular component: mitochondrion; mitochondrial large ribosomal subunit. The record is from RefSeq and is a predicted model, not a curated record.